Molecule: messenger RNA, 2804 nt
Organism: Hevea brasiliensis (rubber tree)
Lineage: Eukaryota; Viridiplantae; Streptophyta; Magnoliopsida; Malpighiales; Euphorbiaceae
Product: PHD and RING finger domain-containing protein C126.07c
Exons: 5
Coding region: 427-2460 (677 amino acids)
Source: RefSeq, a predicted model, not a curated record
UUUUUAUUUUUUUAUACUCGGAUAGUUUGAUUUACUUCCCAAAUGGUAGCGAAGAUGAUUGGAGCUGCUUAUCUACAAGAUGGAGGCGAAAUAGGCAGCACUGCAUGCCAUCCUUCUUGUUCACCUGUUGGACCUAAGGGCUUUGUAUUUCGGCAUGUCUUGAAGCCUUGGGCUUGUACUGAACUUUUUCAUCAAUGAAUUUUCUCUCUGGUAAAAGAAAAUUGGGCAUCUCCCCUACACUAGAAAUCAUACCCGAUUACAAUGGAGCUUAAAAGAAAUGUGGAAGUUCAGGAAAGACAUCAGGCGAAGGAAAGCUCAACCUUAGAAAAAGCUUGUACUUGUUUAGCUUAGCCCAAUUUAAUCCCGGCACUAAGCAUUAAUUUCAGUAACGCGCUCGUUGGAAAAUCCGGUACGAAUUAACCAUCGAUGGCGACUGACUCACUGCCCAACCCAAAUAAGCGCCUCAAAUCCCUUCUCUCCGAUUCCUGCUGCACAAUUAAAGAAGAAAACCAUCAGUACGAAUCCGAACGAGAGCAGGAGGGGGAAGAAAAUCAAUCGCAGCGGGACCAAUUAGUCUCAGUCUCAAUGUUCGGUGAGGAUUCGUUGAGCUGCGGAAUCUGUUUGUCUGAUCAUGCGAGCGCAAUCAGAGGCCAAAUCGACAGCUGCGAACACUUUUUCUGCUUCGUUUGCAUCAUGGAGUGGGCUAAGGUCGAGUCUCGUUGCCCCAUGUGUAAAAGCCGUUUUACCACCAUUCGUAGACCCCCAAAGGACGGCGUGUUUUCCUCAGAACGCAUUGUUAAUAUCCCUAAACGCGACCAAGUUUACCAUUUUUCCAGAAACACCACCAAUGGGCCUUUUGAUCCGUAUGCACAAGUUCAAUGUAGUAUCUGCUGUCUAGGACGAGAUGAAAAUCUUCUACUACUUUGUGAUCUUUGUGAUUCUGCUGCCCAUACCUAUUGUGUUGGUCUCGGAGCCACUGUACCUGAAGGUGAUUGGUUUUGCCAUGAUUGUGCUGUUUCUAGGACUGAACAUGACAAUAUUCAAAAAGAUGAUGACAAUAUGAAUCAGGAUUUAUAUGUGAAAUCCCUGGUAAUGCUAGCGGCUGAAUCACGUGUUUCCAUGUUUAAUGAUGUUGUUGACAAUCAAAACACCUCAGGAAACACUAAUGUCUUGGCAGUGGAUGAGGCAGAUGUUUCCAUUUUUGAUAUUGUUCGUGAAUCAGAUGACCAAUUGUUUCGCAGGCCACGAACAAGAUUCUCCUGUGAGAGGCAACAUAGUCUUGCAAAUGAAUUGACUCGGCCAGGAGAAAUAACUCCUCAAUUUGGGUCAGUUGAAGGAGCACCUCAGAGUGAUGCAGAUAAGGUAACUCAUUCUGGUGCCAGAACAUUGAGUCGAUGUCGCAAUGUGCAAGGUUACAUACGAGCACUGCGUGAAAAUUGGAAUUCCUUGCGAAGUGGGUCCUUGAGAUUCUCUUCUGGUCCAAGGGAAUCUAGUAUCGGAAAAUGUAAUACUCUUGCACUAUCACAUGACAAUUCAGGCAUAGCACAAUCCUUGUCUUCCAUAACUGCUCAUGAACUGACAACCAAAGAUAGCUUACCUGGCAUCUUAGUGCAAGAUAGACAUUCUCAUGAUAUCGACAAGGCAUGGAAAAUGAUGGACAAGGCAAAGUCAGUACAAAAAGCUUGUAGAAGAACCAAAAGUGUUCAUUCGGAGUCAAAAAGUCAUGACAAUAAGGGCAAUUCUUCAAGAAAAGCAAUUGAUGGAAGUCCAAGUCUGCAUUUGCCAAGAAGCCAACAACUUGGAACUCCAGGGCUGGGGAACACUGGGACUGAGAAGCAGUAUAAGCAUUGUUCUCCUGAAAAGCAAACCAACAUGCAUAUAUUCACUAAGUUGAAAAUGCAAAAGCAUUCUAAGGUGGCGAUGAAGGAAAUUGUAGAAUGUACUGACACUCUACCAACUAUUUGUUCACCACAAUUUUCUGUAUCUGCGUCUUCUUCGAAGGUGCAGACCAGCAGUCCAAGGGCUUCUGAAUCAUCAAACACCAAAGAAGACCUCAGUGGAUUGUCCUCCUGUAAGGUAGACUUUCCCAAGGGAGAAGUUAAAAUGGAAAAGGUUUGCGCUGAAAGCAAGGCCAGAGAAGAUGACGGUGCUAAGAGUGAGAUCCAGUCUCUUGUCAAGCUCAACUUAAAGCUUCUAAACAGAGAUAAACAAUUAGAAAUUAAUGCAUUCAAGGAAGUUGCAAGGCUUGCCACGCAUACCAUUUUGGCUGCUUGUGGUUUUGGGCACUCAAGGCAUGCUGUCCACUCUGUCCCAAGUUGUGUGUGCGGACAUUCUGAACGCACUCAGCAACUCCGUAAGUCCACUCUAAUGCCAAAUUCAUGCCGAGAAUGCUUUUAUGUCUUUGUAAAGGAUGUUGUUAGCUCAAUUCUGUCCGAGAAAGUAUCCCAUGCUAAGUCAUGAGAAAUUCUCUCAUAAAAUAUUGGAACUGCCAAUCUACAGAGUGCUUUUCCUUUCCUAUACUUCUCAUUUCACUGAAGACACCUGAAUCUUCUUUUUGCCUUCUCUCUAUACCACGCUAGAGACAUUAGCAUAAGUCAUCUUGGCAGCACAUAUGAGCAAGAUGCCUUCUCCACCUUUCUUUCUGUGUAGCCAACUAGUUUGGGAUUUAGACUUAGUUGUUGUUGUUGUUGUAUUCAAAGCCUUCUGUAAAAGUUAAUGCUUUGUAUAUAUUUCUGUUUAUACAUACUUGUAACUUAACAUUCUGCAGCAAUAAUUGAAGUUACUGCGUCAUUGCAAAAUAGAAA